CGCCCGGGGGGCGGGGACUGAGGCCUCAAAGCCGCAGUCGCCGGAGCGCCGCCGCCACCGCGCCGCCACCACCGCUCCGCCGCCGCCAUGAUCAUCCCCGUCCGCUGCUUCACGUGCGGCAAGAUCGUCGGCAACAAGUGGGAGGCCUACCUGGGGCUGCUGCAGGCCGAGUACACCGAGGGGGACGCCCUGGACGCGCUGGGCCUGAAGCGCUACUGCUGCCGCCGCAUGCUGCUGGCCCACGUGGACCUCAUCGAGAAGCUGCUCAACUACGCGCCCCUGGAGAAGUGAGGGGCCCCCGCGCUGAGGCCUGGCAGGCCGGGAGCACGGCCUGCCCACGGCUGUGUGC
Molecule: messenger RNA, 349 nt
Organism: Pipistrellus kuhlii (Kuhl's pipistrelle)
Lineage: Eukaryota; Metazoa; Chordata; Mammalia; Chiroptera; Vespertilionidae
Gene: POLR2L
Product: RNA polymerase II, I and III subunit L
Exons: 2
Coding region: 88-291 (67 amino acids)
Biological process (GO): tRNA transcription by RNA polymerase III; transcription by RNA polymerase I; transcription by RNA polymerase II
Cellular component (GO): RNA polymerase II, core complex; RNA polymerase III complex; RNA polymerase I complex
Molecular function (GO): zinc ion binding; DNA-directed RNA polymerase activity; DNA binding
Source: RefSeq, a predicted model, not a curated record